AGAACAAAGUGUACCAUAAUUGUUUAAGUGACUCAAAUACUAUAAAUACAUAUGCUCAAUAACAUGAAAUAUUCACACCACAACUACUAAUUUUCAAUUAAGUUUAAAUAUUUACUAAUUACAUUUUGCUUCACUUAAUUAGAAAUUAUAUUAAUAAAUAGAAAUGGAUAAUUCCCAGGAUAUGAGCUACAAAGCUGGUGAAGCCAAGGGCCAAGCACAGGAAAAGGGUAGCCAAAUGAUGGAGAAGGCUGGUAAUGCUGCACAAUCUGCUAAGGAAUCAAUGCAAGAGGCAGGACAACAAAUGCAGGCUAAGGCACAAGGUGCAGUGGACUCUGUGAAAGAUGCAACAAACAUGAACAAAUGAGAGAUUUUUCAUUUUUCAUUUUAUUUUUUAUUUUUCUAUUUUAUUUUUAUUUAUUUUUUCAGAUUUUGAUUUAGGCAAUGUUUGGUUGCUUCAGUUUGGCAAAAUAAAAAAUAAAAAAUGUCUGCCACGAAAGUCUGUACUUUUUUUGAUCAAAUAAAUACAUUUUGCCCUUAUUUUGGUUAAUUUAGAUCUCAUUAUGUUUAGUUUCAUCAUUAGAAGAAAAUUAAGUGGAUCAAAUAAAAUAGCAAGUAUGAAUUACUAUAUAAAAUAAU
Erythranthe guttata (spotted monkey flower) is the source of this 636-nucleotide messenger RNA. RefSeq lists its product as uncharacterized. NCBI's taxonomy places the organism in Eukaryota, Viridiplantae, Streptophyta, Magnoliopsida, Lamiales, Phrymaceae. The record is from RefSeq and is a predicted model, not a curated record.